AUGCAAACGUCAGUGUUAUUUAUGCGAACGAAAGGGCUAUUUUUCCUCCAUGAAAUUAAUCUUGAUCAUUAUUUUAUUGGAAUAGUUAUUUUCAUUAUGGCAGAUUCUCAAUAUGUUUUUGAUACAAAGAGACCACAUGUAAAAGAAAGGGCUCUUGGGAUUGCUCAUGAGAUCCCUGAAUUUUCAAUUCGAUAUAUCAAAUCCCUUUUUCCUAUUUUUAGUUGGAUACAUCAUUACAAUCUUACCUGGUUUGUUAGCGACAUAAUAGCCGGUAUAACUAUUGGGUUGGUGGUCAUUCCUCAAAGCAUGGGUUAUGCAAAGAUUGCGACUUUACCCGUGGAAUAUGGACUAUAUUCAUCCUUUGUUGGUGUCUCGAUAUAUUGUUUCUUUGCCACCUCAAAAGAUAUCACUAUCGGACCUACCGCUGUGAUGUCUUUGCUUAUGGGGCAAACUAUAGAUUCAAUUCUUAAGGUUAAUACCAACUACGCUAAUACAGCAAUUGCUGCUACCUUUUCCUUGUUAACUGGAUUCGUCGCUCUUACCAUGGGUUUAUUACGUCUUGGCUUUGUUGUCGAUUUCAUUCCUGUUCCAGUUGUUGCCGGUUUCACAACCGGUUCCGCGAUUAAUAUUGCUGUGGUUGUUGCCAGUCAAGAACUCAUUGCUAUCGGUGCUACCAAUGCGCUCGGUUCAUUCUUUGGUGCUUAUCCUUCUACUGGCUCCUUUUCACGUAGCGCUAUUAAUGCAAAAUCUGGUGUACGAACUCCUCUUGCCGUAUUACUGGUUCGACUUGCACGUCCACGAUUUGAUGUACUUGGUCGUCUAGAAAUUGCCUCAUCUAAUGGUGACGGUUCCAAACAAUUCACUUAUGUUCCAUUGUGUCCAAUGUUUCAAACUGCCCAAAGUCCACCUGAUGGUGUUCUAAUAUUUCGAUUUGACGAAUCACUAACCUAUCCUAAUUCGAGUUAUAUUGAAGAUCAAAUAGUUAAUCAUGUUAAAUCUAAUACUCGUCGAGUGACCAAAAUCGCUGAAAAAGUUGGUGAUCGACCAUGGAAUGAUGCUAGUGACGAGUAUGAAAAUAAAGUCAUAGAAAAUUUAAAAUUACCAAAAUUAAAGGCAAUAGUAUUUGACUUUUCAGCAGUUAGUACGAUAGAUUCUACUGGUGUACAGGCAUUGGUAGACAUUAAAAAGAAUCUAAAUAGAUACACUGGAGAUAUCAUAGAAUACCAUUUUGCAAAUAUUCUUAAUGAAAAGAUACAACGUGCAUUAAUAGUCGCUGGAUUUGGUGGCACUGAACAACCGAAAUUAGUUAUUGAUGUUGGGAUUCACUCUACUGAAGAAUCAUCUGACGAAAAUUCUGAACUUACUCCGAAUGAGAUUGAUAUGCCUAGUGAGGUCAUUGUGAAUACGGUUAGAAAGAAAUAUCUUCAUUUAAGUUUGCAGGAAGCUGUUACGGCUGCUACUAAUGGUGUUUGGUAG
Racocetra fulgida is the source of this 1476-nucleotide messenger RNA. Lineage: Eukaryota; Fungi; Glomeromycota; Glomeromycetes; Diversisporales; Gigasporaceae. The record is from the annotation of a GenBank genome assembly.